Molecule: messenger RNA, 1800 nt
Organism: Cladophialophora bantiana CBS 173.52
Lineage: Eukaryota; Fungi; Ascomycota; Eurotiomycetes; Chaetothyriales; Herpotrichiellaceae
Exons: 2
Coding region: 1-1800 (599 amino acids)
Biological process (GO): sucrose catabolic process
Molecular function (GO): sucrose alpha-glucosidase activity
Source: RefSeq, a predicted model, not a curated record
AUGGUCGACAGCGCGAGUCGGAAAUAUUCUCAUGCACGACCACUGAUCCAUUUCACAGCUCCAAGCUGGAUUAACGACCCUUGCGCUCCCGGUUACGAUCAGUCUACUGGGAUCUAUCAUCUAUUUUAUCAAUGUAAUCCGUAUGGCUGCGAGUGGGGGAACAUGUCCUGGGGACAUGCAAUUUCCACGGACCUGCUGAAUUGGACGCGGAGACGUGACCCGGCGCUUAGACCAGAUCAACCCUACGAUACCGACGGCGUCUUUACAGGAUGUAUGGCCCCCCCAGACAUCAAGGACGAUGGAAUACUGGCGGUAGUGUACUCCUCAGUCCGGAAACUGCCAUUCCACUGGAGCACGCCACCUUACCCCCGUAACGCGGCUGGAGUGUCUUUGGCCAUAUCCCUCGACAGUGGGAAGACCUGGGAAAAGUUGCGGGAAAACCCCGUUUUGCUGGGAGAACCGGAUGAUAUUAAAGUGACGGGAUUCCGUGAUCCCUUCAUUGCCAAAUGGCCCUCCGCGGAUUGGCUUCUAGGUCGGGCCGAGGAGAAAUUGUAUGGGCUCGUCUCUGGCGGUGUCGACACCUCAGGUCCUACCGCUUUCCUGUACGAAGUUCAACCCUGUGAUCUUACAAAAUGGAAAUAUCUCGGCCCUCUGGUGGAUUUGCCGUUAAAUUUCCAGCCAUCAAAAAACUGGAGCGGCAACUACGGCAUCAAUUGGGAAUGCGUAAAUUUUCUUUCUUUCCAGGCUGGCUCGAUCUUCAAACACUUCCUUCUUCUUGGAGCUGAAGGGGAUAUCGAGCGCGAUCACAUCGAGACUUAUGAUCUGCCGUCUUGCCUUUCUCCUCGGACAGUGAGAAGUCAGUUGUGGAUGUCUGGAGAUCUCAUCAACAAUGAAGGCAGCAUCAAACUCCAAUAUCGCCAGGGCGGGUACCUUGACCAUGGCUCCUUCUAUGCUGCCAACUCUUUCAAGGACCCUAUGUCUGGUCGGUACAUAGUGCACGGAUGGAUCCCAGAGGAGGACAUAACGCCCGAGCAUGCCCGGCAAAAGGGCUGGAAAGGCUCAUUGGCGCUGCCAAGGGAGGUAUUUCUCCUCACAAUUCCGGCUGUUGUCAAAGCGCUGCGUAGCCCACUCCAUGACAUCUCAGGCAUCGAAACUGAAACUCGACCAGAUGGAGCAUAUGACGUAUACACCUUGGGUGUGAGACCCAUAUCGGAAGUGGAUCGCUUUCGCAACAACUGUCGCAAGGUACAUGAGACUAACGGCCACUUAUUACUACCUCAGUCGACCCAACAGCGGCGGCGCUGGCUCUACUCAACAAUAUCAUCAACAUGGGAGCUUGAAGCCACAAUUUCAUUGUCGUCCAGUUGCGACACCGUUGGCUUCUACAUCAGACACAACGACGAUUUGUCUGUUUCUACCGCUAUCACCUUUUCGAGCCUUGCCGAGAAUAUCACGAUUGACAGAGCCGCCUCAAAUGACGCUCCUAACAUCAACAGAUGUGCCGAGUCUGGCCCUUUCACCCUCUUCACAACUAUGAACUAUGCCAAUGAUAGAAGAGACGAAGCUGAGCUUAAGCCAGAGGCAUUGCACCUCCGAAUUCUCUCGGAUGGGGAUGUACUUGAGGUCUUCGCCAACAGUCGCUUCGCUCUCGCCACAAUGGUGUAUUCAAACUUCAAAACAGGCGCACAUGGUGGCAUAACCGCAUUUGCAACCGGUGAGCCCAACAGCGCUGCCUUCGAGUGUGUUAAAAUUUGGGAUGGUUUAAAUGGUGAGAAGUCAAUAGUCAAUGAUGAGUCGUAG